Molecule: messenger RNA, 705 nt
Organism: Acanthosepion pharaonis
Lineage: Eukaryota; Metazoa; Mollusca; Cephalopoda; Sepiida; Sepiidae
Source: the annotation of a GenBank genome assembly
AUGCUUGAGGGCACAAGUCUAUCAAAGCUGCGAGGAGAAGUUUUCAUAACUUUCAACCAGAGGGCAUUUUUUUUACGAAACUUUCCAUUUGAAUCUUCCUCCGUUCGUUCAUUCGUUCGUUCGUUCUUUCUUUCCAUCCUUUCUUUCUUUCGUUCUUUCCUUUCUUUCUUUCUUUCUUUCUUUCUUUUUUCUUUCUUUCUUUCUUUAUUUUUCUUUCUUUCUUUCUCUCUUUCUUUCUCUUUCUUUCUUUCUUUCCUUCUUUCUUUCUUUCUUUCUUUGCUUCUUUCUUUGACGCCUUUUCUUACUGGUGCUUCUCUUUCUUCCUUUCUUUCUAUCUUUCUCUUUUUCUCUUUCUCACUUUUUAAAAGUUUUUCCCUUUUCCCGCUCUCUUUUUCUCUUCAUUCUCGCUUUCUUAUUCUCUUUCUUUUUCCUUAUUCUCUUUCUUUCUUUCUUUUUCCGUUCCUAUUUCUUCUCUCUCUCUCUCUCUCUUUUCCUCUUUAUUUUCUACCUUUACUUCUUCCUUUCUUUUUUUUCUUUGUGUUUCUAUUUAUUUGUAUUUUUUCACUUUCUUUCUUUCUUUCUUUCUUUCUUUCUUUCUUUCUUUCUUUCUUUCUUUCUAAUACCUUCUUUCUUUCUUUCUUUCUAAUAACUUCUUUCUUUCUUUCUAAUACCAUCUUUCUUCUUUCUUUCUUUCUUUCUUUCUAA